CAGAGGAGCACUGGGCUGUUCUUUUGUAGCUGUUUGGGAGGAUUUAUGUAUUGAAACAAAAUGUGCACAUCAUGCAUUAAUGCAGCAUUAACUUAAACCAAAUCUUUAUGUUGGAACUGAUGAAACCAUGGGAGUGAACAAUGGAUCGGCUAUUUUGGAAGAAGAACAACAGGAAACGUCUACAGACCAAAAAACAUAUAUAGCCCAGCUACUUAGGAUAAUCUACAAACCUCGCUGUGGGGGGGCAGCUGAAGUCCCUGCAACACUUCAGCAAAUAAAAUUGAAACUAUCAGCACUGCUACAUUCCAUCAUAGGCUUGUUCAGUCACUACAGACAGCUGGCUCAUUACUUCUCUCUGCUCUGCUUUCUGCUCACCAUCAUCACUCUGUUCCAGACUUUCUGCUUGGUUCAGAUCACCUUGAUGUUCCAGUCACAGUCAAUCCUGCAGGAAACCAAACUAAGAGAUCUGACAAACAGACUGGAGAAGCUCAACCAGUCGUAUCGCCUCCUGUUCUCCCAGUAUCCAGCUCUGAACGAGUACUGCCCAGUCAGCAACUCCACCACCAGUGAGAGAGUGUGCAGACCAUGUCAAGCCGGCUGGACACAUCAGGGAGAGAAAUGUUUCCUCUUCAGUCAAGACAGAGCGGACUGGAUCAGCAGCCAGUACCACUGUCUGGCACUAGGGGGCGCUGUGGCCACAGUUAGAACAGAGGAGGAGCAGGUGUUUCUGUGGAAAAAGGCUCAGAGUCUGAGCCAUGGAGACUCGUACUGGCUGGGCCUGAGGAGCAGUGGUGGUGACAGGGGCUGGCAGUGGAGUGACGGCUCCCCGGUGGAAAAGGGACCCAAGUUUUGGGAGCGUGAGCCCGAUCAAACAGACAGCAGGGAGCUGUGUGGUCGACUCGCCCCAGGAGACGACUACAGGAGGAGCUGGUUCACUUACAGAUGUUCCAACCUUCUCAGGAGGAUCUGUGAAAGGAGACAAGCUACUCUACAGUGAGAGGAAAGGAAAUGAAAUAAGUUACAAAGAAGCAGAAAGGGCCAGAUUAGUAAGAAGCAAUUCAGAAGCAUGCAACUGAUAUGAGCCUAUAUAAGAUGUUGAUUUAAAUGUAUUAGCUAAAUAGUAAUAAAAUACUAAAAUAAUUCUUGUAUGUUUGAUGUAGCCUUUUAGUUGUUAUUGUUUGGUGUUUCCUUACCAGGGAUAUAACUUCACUGAUCAUUAUUCAAACUCCUCUGAAGAUUAGUAAUAUUUGUGUGUGAUUUUGCCUUUAAAAAAUAAACAAUAGGAAUACUA
Micropterus salmoides (largemouth bass) is the source of this 1291-nucleotide messenger RNA. RefSeq names its product C-type lectin domain family 6 member A-like. Lineage: Eukaryota; Metazoa; Chordata; Actinopteri; Centrarchiformes; Centrarchidae. The record is from RefSeq and is a predicted model, not a curated record. The transcript is spliced from 7 exons. Bases 128 to 997 code for a protein of 289 amino acids.